Messenger RNA from Aspergillus pseudoviridinutans, 996 nucleotides. RefSeq lists its product as uncharacterized. The transcript is spliced from 4 exons. NCBI's taxonomy places the organism in Eukaryota, Fungi, Ascomycota, Eurotiomycetes, Eurotiales, Aspergillaceae. The record is from RefSeq and is a predicted model, not a curated record. Bases 1 to 996 code for a protein of 331 amino acids.
AUGUCGCAGCCGAUAUCGCUAACAUCUUGGCCGGCGGGCAUUUCCGGGAUCCGCCUGCAUCCGACGGAUUUAUCCCGUAACGAGCUCGCGGAAGAGGCAAAAGGGUGGUUGCUAUUCGUACGGGAAGAAUCCCAGCCAACCUCAACCCCCGGAGAUGGGUUACGUCAACGGCGAGCCCUCGUCGAGAAAUGGGCCACCGUCAGUCAGGAAUUCCGCGAGUCCUACCAUAGUCGUGCCCCAGCAUACAACUCAGCUCUCGACUACCCGGCCUCGGUGCUCUCACAGCUAGCCCCAUGCCCGGACAAGCGCUUCCUGUGUCUGGCACCCGUCGACCGGCAGGCCCAUCCCCGCAACUAUAUCCACCUCGUGAAGUUCCUGAUCCUGUUAUACGUCCACCAGGACUAUUGGCAGGGGACGCAUCCCUUUGACAUAGGGGGUGCUGGCGACGCCCCCCGCUGCCACAUUCCGGAGCUGCUAGACCUCGCCGAGCCUACCGCGCUUAGCGAGAUCCUCCCUGCGCUGUAUCUUAACAGAGCAGAUUUCCACGCCCUCUCGAUGACUCGGUGUGGCACGGUGGUGUUCGCCGACGGGCCGGACUACACGUGGUACGUGAUCGAUGCACCGGGGCUAGCUACAGGGCGGAUAACCAUCGUAGAGUUUGGCUCCAACGGACACGUCCGCGAGUCGAUCCUCCGUCGACCUUGGAAUAUGGGCCAGGUGAUCUCCUUCGGCCAGAUUCUGGGUCGUCGAGUCGUGGACUUAGCUGAGUCGUCGAUUGGAGGUCCGCCACGGAUCAAUGAACCCUUGGACAUGGACCGUCCUAUUCUCGAGCUCUUAGAGUCAACCCGACAAAGCAACAAGUUCAUGGACGAGGGCUACGGACAUCCGGACCUGUGGGUGCACAUUAUCGAGCGGAGUGCACCCGGAUAUCUGGAGCUGGAGGCCCAAGGGCGGGAGGUGGAAUUCGAGCUUGAUAAUCUGCUGGAGGUUAGAUAA